Messenger RNA from Penicillium malachiteum, 978 nucleotides. RefSeq lists its product as uncharacterized. Bases 1 to 978 code for a protein of 325 amino acids. The record is from RefSeq and is a predicted model, not a curated record. Gene Ontology annotation, molecular function: DNA-binding transcription factor activity, RNA polymerase II-specific. Gene Ontology annotation, cellular component: nucleus. The transcript is spliced from 3 exons. NCBI's taxonomy places the organism in Eukaryota, Fungi, Ascomycota, Eurotiomycetes, Eurotiales, Aspergillaceae.
AUGCUUCACGAAAAUAUAGCUACAUAUCUCUCCGACCGACAAAUCUCAAUACGCAUGGGUCAAGCCUUCUGGUGUCGCGGCCCUGCCCUAUCCGCCCGGUUUACGGCAAAAGAUUUCCCAUCUCUCCAACCACAAAAUACAGAUAAAGAUACAGCCUCGGCAGGAAAACAUGAAAGCGAAGACAAAAACCUCGCACCUUGGCUUCAAGCCCAAGUAGAAAUAACCACGCUCUUCGGAAACGCGCACGAUAUCCUCUUCGCAUCGAAAUCUUGCACAGUCGAACUAAUUACCCGCGGUGACUAUGUCAAGUACAUAGAUGAUACGAGCCGCGCUAUUGCUGCAUGGCACGCUAAUGAGGGAGUAUCUUCGGCUCUAGGUGAAUGCGUUUGCGUUUCAGGCUGUCCUUUAUCGUGGAUCUUCAGAGAACCUGGGAUGCAUGGUUCGAAAGAGCGACACGAUAAAUAUUUCCAGGGAAUAGCUGGUGCCAAUGUCGAUACUACUACAAGUGUGGAGUUUCCGUAUUCGACUAUGGCUAGUGCGGAUGCGAGACAUAUCUAUGAGGCGCUUGAUGCAGCGGAAUCAUUGUUAAGGAUUUUCAUAGAGGAUUUCGACCCGGUGAGAGAUCUGCGGUUUAUGCCUGAUCGUUUUUAUCUAUACGAAAUCCACUCAUCCGUCUUCCUCUUCAAGUCCCACCUCUCAGGCGCAGUCUCUCCAGCCCGAUACCAAGAAACGAAGAAACUAAUGCGCCGCUUCAUCAACGUCCUGGCGCAGGUCUCUGCAAAUGAGAACCACGCACACAUCGCAUCUCGCUACGCAAAAUUACUACAAAGAUUGUGGUUCCAUCGAGAAGAACAGAGUCCAGAUAAUGCGCGCACUGGUACUCAGGUUAGUGUGGAGAGAGGCGAUCAGUAUGGUCAGCGUGUUACGGAGAUGAAUGCGAGUACGAGUGUAGGUGUGGACUCAAGAGGUAUCCACUGA